ACUCAAUAUAUGCUCCUUCGAGUAAGUUACACGUAAAAAACAUGGAAACUUCCCAAAACAAAAAAUAAAACAAACAAAGAAUUUAGAGAGCAUAAAUAGCAACUCAAACCGUAACUCACUUUCUCACUUUGUAUAUUUACACGGCCACCGUAGAUGGCGGCGGAAUCAGAGAACUGCUGCUCGUGCUGUUUCGGGUUCAUAAUCACGAUGGGCCUCACGGCCCUAUUCUUGUGGCUGAGCAUGCGAGUGGACGAGCCCAAAUGCUACAUCGACUACAUUUACGUUCCUGCCCUCAACAAAACCCUCAAUUCCCCUCAAAACUCUACCCUCCUCUUCACCCUCAAGCUCGUCAACGGCAACAAGGACAAGGGCAUCAAAUACGACGCCGUUCUCCUCCGCUUCAAGAUCUUCCUCGAUUCCAACACCACCCGCUACGUCGGCAACGCCACCGUCCCGGAGUUCUACCAGGGCCACCAGAAAAAGGCCUCAAAGCCCAGUUCCCUCCUCGCCGCCGGAAACUUGACGUCGACGGUGGACGGGAAGGUGUACUUCCGGGUGGAUUUUGCUACGGCGGUGAAGUAUAAGAUCCUGGUGUGGUACACGAAACGGCACCGUUUAUGGGGAGGGGCAAAUGUGGAAAUUGACAAUUCUGGUGUGCACCGAAAACCCAUCAGGCUCGGGAACUUCCCAGAAAGGAUCGAGUCCGGCGCACCCAAACUCUGUGGACGCUAUCGUGCGCUUCUUCCAUUUUUCGUCGCUGUCUUACUCGUGCUUAAUGCUCAUGGGUUUACUUGACUUUACCAGUGUAUUCUUGUAUUUUUAAUUAGGGCUUUAUUAAUCUCAUGUGACAUAAGAGAGCUCAUGUGACAUAAGAGAAGCUCUCUUAUAUCAUAGAGAUAGUUACGAGUGGAAUCCACUCACUUAAAGAAAAAAAAAAACAACACGAAAGUCGAUGUAUGUGUAGGAGGAAAAAUACUCUCCUACAUCAUAAGAUAAUAUUUUCCCUUUUAAUUAUUAUUAUUUA
Gastrolobium bilobum is the source of this 1024-nucleotide messenger RNA. Its product is annotated as protein NDR1-like. Lineage: Eukaryota; Viridiplantae; Streptophyta; Magnoliopsida; Fabales; Fabaceae. The record is from RefSeq and is a predicted model, not a curated record. The transcript has a single exon. Gene Ontology annotation, biological process: defense response to other organism. The coding region runs from base 154 to 795 and encodes 213 amino acids.